Messenger RNA from Mus pahari (shrew mouse), 669 nucleotides. RefSeq names its product anaphase promoting complex subunit 11 (gene Anapc11). Gene Ontology annotation, biological process: anaphase-promoting complex-dependent catabolic process; protein ubiquitination; positive regulation of mitotic metaphase/anaphase transition. The record is from RefSeq and is a predicted model, not a curated record. Gene Ontology annotation, cellular component: anaphase-promoting complex; nucleus. Gene Ontology annotation, molecular function: cullin family protein binding; zinc ion binding; ubiquitin protein ligase activity. The transcript is spliced from 3 exons. Bases 158 to 412 code for a protein of 84 amino acids. NCBI's taxonomy places the organism in Eukaryota, Metazoa, Chordata, Mammalia, Rodentia, Muridae.
CUGCGGGUCCCCGCCGGUCGGUGGGUCCGACUUGCUUGUGUUUGCUCGAAGGCUCGGUCUCCUGACGAGCUGGCGUCCUCACCCCUGCUGUAACUUCGCGGAUUAGUGACUGUCACUCUUCCCGUAGCUUUAAAAGCGAGGCCCUGGCUCUGCUAUCAUGAAGGUGAAAAUUAAGUGUUGGAAUGGUGUGGCCACUUGGCUCUGGGUAGCCAAUGAUGAGAACUGCGGCAUCUGCAGGAUGGCGUUUAAUGGCUGCUGUCCAGACUGUAAGGUGCCUGGUGAUGACUGCCCCCUCGUAUGGGGACAGUGCUCCCACUGCUUCCAUAUGCACUGCAUCCUCAAGUGGCUGAACGCGCAGCAGGUGCAGCAGCACUGCCCCAUGUGUCGCCAGGAGUGGAAGUUCAAAGAGUGAAGCCUGUGCCAUGCCAGUGCCCUCUCCUGUGCUGUGCCAGGCUCAGCCCCCUCCUCCCCUCCCCUCCCGUCCCCUUCCCCCCUCCCCACAAAUACAGCACACCCUAAGUCCCCUCCACACAGCACAGUGGUGCCCAGGGACCUNGGUCUGUGCUGGGGACAAGGAUGCUUUCUGUUUGGCUGAGACAAGGUUGAAAGGAGGACUGGAGCUUUGCUGAUUGUUUUGUUUUCCCAUCACAUUGACACUUUAUUCAAUAA